Cantharellus anzutake is the source of this 399-nucleotide messenger RNA. RefSeq lists its product as uncharacterized. The transcript has 2 exons. The record is from RefSeq and is a predicted model, not a curated record. The annotation marks the transcript as partial. Lineage: Eukaryota; Fungi; Basidiomycota; Agaricomycetes; Cantharellales; Hydnaceae.
AGGGAAACAAAGCCCAGCCAUCCUGGCUCUCUGUAUGCCUUUGGAAUCAGUGCAGGGGCUCGCCACUGUCGCAAGUUUGGUCAUACCAAAUUUUCAAAGCAGCCUGAGUACACUGAGUCUGAGUCACGUGGAAGUGACCAUGACCUACUGGGCCUUGCUUCCCUUGCAUGGGCUCUAAUUAUGUCAAGGUUGCCCAUGGAAAUUAUUAAGGAGUUUGCUGAUGGGCUGAAGAACAGUGGUGUUCCUGCCCUUUUCUCACCCUCAAUUGAAAGUGGUUCCAAAGGAUACUAUUUCCCCUUUCGUGGUAAACUUUAUUGCUUUCAUGAUAAGCCCCAUCCACCACCAGAAAUAUAUUAUGCACAAAAUUAUACUGCGUAUGUGAUGCUUCCCUGGCUAUGA